Aphanomyces invadans is the source of this 2039-nucleotide messenger RNA. RefSeq lists its product as hypothetical. Lineage: Eukaryota; Oomycota; Saprolegniomycetes; Saprolegniales; Verrucalvaceae. The record is from RefSeq and is a predicted model, not a curated record. The transcript has a single exon. The coding region runs from base 505 to 1410 and encodes 301 amino acids.
CGUCCCGAGGCGCGACUCGGCGCGCGGACGAGUGGCUCCUUCACUAUCCUUUCGCCAAGACAUGACCGUACGAUGCCACGCUACUGCGCAUGUGACUCAUCCGAGAGUGGUGGGUUUGACGAUGACGUAUUGUGGGAGGUGCUGAGGGUGACGGCCACCGGUGGCCAUGCGUGAUGGCAGGGGAGGCGAAAGAUAACUCACCGAGCUGUCGAGGAACGUUUCAGUGCAUGUAGGGAAAAUUCACCUGCGCACCUACGCCAAGGAGGUUGUUAGCAAUGGCAGCUGGUGCUCCACCUCGUGAAGAGAUGCCGUUCGUGUGCUUGUCGCUGCGUUGCCUGGACUUAUGCUUAAUAUCUAAUGAGGCAGCUCAUUCAAUGCCAGCAGGAGGUGGGACGCCGUGGGGCGGCGUGCAGGGUCCACGUCCAGGGCACUUUUCCACAGCGCUCGGAAUGAUUCUGGAAUCACUUCGGCGGCGUACGGCAUCGUCUUGGGGUGUUGAACAAGAUGCAAGUCCCCUCGCACGAGCCCCUUGUCGUGGUAGACCGUGCUGAACGGAAGUUUCCGCGUGAAGAUGAAGCCGAUCAUGACCGCCAAUGCAUACACAUCGGACGCUGCCGUCGGCGAUGUGUCUCGACGUCGGAGUUCGGGAGCAACAAAGGGAAUGUGGAGGGUCGACCCUGCAUUGCUCAGCAAGUUGGUCGUGCGAAUCCCAUCGUAGAACGGCACAAGGAGCGUGAGCACGUUGAGCUUGACCGUGUGGAGAGAACCGUCGACGAGGAUUUUGUCGGGGGCAACCAGUCCAAAGGCCAGGCCGUGCUGCCUAUGCAAGUACUCGAUGGCUUCGGCGAUCGCGAUCGCGAUCGUCGUUUGUUGAUGCGGGUCGAGUUGGGUCUUGGCAUCCAACAGAACGGCGCCGAUCGAACCGUGGUCCAUGUACUCGGUCGCGCCGCAGAGCAGCGUGUGGCCAUUCGAGUCGACAAGAGUCAUGCCAAGGAGGGUCGUGAGGUGGCGAUGGCGCAGCGACUUGCCGUGGAGGGUGAGAAGCCCUUCGACGAACGCUUGGCGGAUUUGCGGCGACACGUCCAUGUAUGGCAUGCCUUUGAGCACGACCUUCUUCGUGCCCACCAUCGUCGUUACGUGGGUGCUCUCGGCUCCUUUCAGCGCUGUCGUUUUAAUCGGAGACACAACGUCGGCCAUCCACAUCGAUUCGAGCUUCGGAUGGGUCGACAAGUACUGUCGCAAGUGGCGGACGUUGGUGUAAUCCAACUCGGCCGACGGUGGGGCACGGGGCGUGGGAGAAGGUGCGGUCGCGCUCCGAGCUGCUGUCGGUUGCGGCGGGAUGUAAGCAGAUACGUCACACUGACGUUGACUGGACGAAGCAGCAGCCCUGCGGCGUCGAAAGAAGAAUAGGGCGAGACCAAGUGCGACGAGGCCGCCGACAACGCCGCCAAGGAUGACACCGACGGAGGAAGAACCGUUCGCCACGGCGGCCGAUGUUGGCGCGGUUGUUGAGGCUGCAGUUGUGAAGGGCUCGGCAACGGACUUGACACAUGGAAGCGUGAGGCUGGUCUUGUUGCUGGCAUUGUAGCAGAGCUUAACGUGGGUGCUGGUCGCGCCCAUGGUAUCAUUCCACACUUGAGCAGGAACCGAAGACACCGUGAACACGCAUGAAUUCACUUGCACCGGGCAUUGCACCACGAUGGUAUUGCCGCAAUUCGAUGGCGGUGGACCAGGGGAACUCGGUGCGUUGGAGGACGUCGAGCUGGGUACGUUGGUGGACGUGGAUGGAGAGUUCGAAUAGACUUUGCAGUCCGGUGUUUGAGGAAACUCCAUGCCGCCUUCAGACUGGCUGUUGGGUGGACUUGAGGUCGCUGGGAUUGGAGUUGUUGUCGUUGGCUUGGCGGUUGCCAACGCAGAAGGUGAUGCACCUGAUGGAGGAACGACUCCUGAUUGUGGUGAUGGUGUCGCGCCCGUUGACGACGAGCUCGUCUUGGGUACGACCGUCGACGGUGGAGUCGCCGCCGAGUUCCCUGCCGUCG